AGAGACAAACGUGAAACCCACUCUGUUAAAAAUCAAUCCUCUCCCUUCCUUUCUUUCUCUGCUUUCAAUCUCUUCUCCCUUAGCCACCACCACCACCACCACUCUCUCCAUCUGCGCCUCUUCCACAUUGAAACAUACAGAGAGAAAGAGAAGAAAGAACAAUGAGCUUGUCUUUUGUAUAAUGAGCAGUGGACCAAAACCUUCUUCUUCUAUCAGAAGAAGAUGGCUAUCCAACACCAUGAUGAACAACAAAGCUCUUCUUUCGUGCUAGACUCUUCUCUCUACUGUGAAGAAGAGAGAUGGGAAGAGGAAGCAGAGGAGGUCUGUCAAAAUGAGAUUUUACAUGUAAUAUGUGACAACAAUGGAACAAGAAAGAAUCCUUUUUUUUUCCCACUUUCCUCAAUGCUUAAACAAGAUUUGUCGUGGGAAGAUGGAGAGCUUCACUCACUCUUCUCUAAAGAAGAAGAAGAAGAACAAUCCCAAGUUAGUUUCUACAAUACUGAAGAAAAUGCAGAUUCUUGUCUCUCUAUUGCUCGUCAACAGGCUGUGGAGUGGAUGCUUAAGGUCAAUGCCCAUUAUGGGUUUUCAGCUCUAACUGCAAUCUUGGCUGUUAACUAUCUAGACAGAUUUCUCUCCAGCUAUUAUCAAAGAGACAAGCCAUGGAUGAUCCAACUUGUGGCUGUUACUUGUCUUUCUUUGGCUGCAAAAGUUGAAGAGACCCAAGUGCCUCUUCUCCUUGACCUCCAAGUGGAGGAUGCUAAGUAUGUGUUCGAGGCGAAAACCAUUCAAAGAAUGGAGCUUUUGCUGCUUUCUACGCUGAAAUGGAAGAUGCAUCCAGUGACUCCACUCUCUUUUCUUGAUCACAUCAUUAGAAGGCUUGGAUUAAAGACCCAUCUCCAUUGGGAGUUCCACAAGAGAUGUGAAAGUCUUCUACUUACUGUAGUCUCAGAUUCAAGAUCCACCACCUUUCUUCCUUCUCUAUUGGCUACUGCCACAAUGAUGCACGUUAUAGAUCAAGUUGAGCCCUUAAAUCGUAUGGACUGUCAAAACCAGCUUCUGGGUGUUCUUAAAGUCUGCAAGGAGAAGGUAAAUGAUUGUUAUGAACUCAUUCUCGAGCUAUCAAAGAACAAAACAAAUGCUUCUGCUGUUAAGUCUCACAAGCGAAAGUAUGAGCCAAUCCCCAGCAGUCCAAGUGGUGUGAUUGAUGCUACUGUUUUUAGCAGUGACAGCUCAAACGAUUCUUGGGCUCUGAGUUCUUCAGUCACUUCAUCUCCAGAACCACUUUUUAAGAAGAACAGAGCCCAAGACCAGCGGGUUUUUGUGGACAUGGUUGGCAGCCCUCGUUAAUCUGAAAAAAGGAAAAAAAAAAAAAAAAGGAAAAUUCUAUAUUUAUUAUGUUUAUUUAUGUCUCUCUCUUCAAUUAAAUUGUCUCCCUCUCCACAUUUGCAAUCACAAGAUUGCCCUUUUUAGGGUCCUGCAAUGGAGAUGGGAGGCAUUUUUUGAGAGAAGAGGGAAGGAUGAGAUGUGAGAUUCAUGCACAUUUCUCUCUCUGUGUCCCUCUUGUUUUAUGUCUUUGGCACUGUAUAAGACUCCUUUGAGAGAAUACUUUAAUAUGGACAUAUUAAUAUCAUAUUCAUGAAAUAAAUUCAAAGUUAUUAUUAUUAAUUA
Manihot esculenta (cassava) is the source of this 1668-nucleotide messenger RNA. RefSeq names its product cyclin-D3-1. The transcript has 4 exons. Lineage: Eukaryota; Viridiplantae; Streptophyta; Magnoliopsida; Malpighiales; Euphorbiaceae. The coding region runs from base 223 to 1347 and encodes 374 amino acids. Gene Ontology annotation, biological process: regulation of cyclin-dependent protein serine/threonine kinase activity; mitotic cell cycle phase transition. Gene Ontology annotation, molecular function: cyclin-dependent protein serine/threonine kinase regulator activity. Gene Ontology annotation, cellular component: cyclin-dependent protein kinase holoenzyme complex; nucleus; cytoplasm. The record is from RefSeq and is a predicted model, not a curated record.